UCUUGAGCCAGAGGAGUUCUCCGGUCAAAAGGAUGUGAACAGAUCUCCUGAUUCGUGUGGAGCUUCGAAGCGAGAACGUCUCGAGGCUGAUUUUGAUGAGGAUAUUGGAGCUUCAAUCCAGAAAUCUAACAGAGUGUCUGGCAAUGCAGUUAAAAGGGAACUGGAAACAAAAGAUUCACGGAUUAUGGCACCUUCAAAGAAGUUAGAAUACUCUAAUCACGACAAGGGGAAGCAGAAAGCCGCUCCUAAGAAGCCAAAUAUAGCAACGAAAGAUCCUGGUAAGACAAUGAAACAGGCUUCUGCCCGACCACAAACUUCUCAGGCAUGUAUUCUGCGUAUUAACAUUCAAUUAUUGCUUCUGUUGAAUACUCUUUACCACAUGAGUUAUAUCACUGCAGAUUCUGAUUUUAUUUUUCGUUUUACAAACACCGAAUCCUAUAGACUGUUUGUAGAAGAACGGUAUCAACUCCAUCUCUUCGUAAGCCACUGAAUGUACUGGCCAGGAGGGCUUCCUUGGGUGCUAAGGAUUUCACAAUG
Messenger RNA from Hibiscus syriacus, 537 nucleotides. RefSeq lists its product as uncharacterized. Lineage: Eukaryota; Viridiplantae; Streptophyta; Magnoliopsida; Malvales; Malvaceae. The record is from RefSeq and is a predicted model, not a curated record. The coding region runs from base 185 to 490 and encodes 101 amino acids. The transcript is spliced from 3 exons.